Messenger RNA from Gorilla gorilla gorilla (western lowland gorilla), 1069 nucleotides. Its product is annotated as cytochrome c oxidase subunit 4 isoform 1, mitochondrial-like. Gene Ontology annotation, cellular component: respiratory chain complex IV. Gene Ontology annotation, biological process: mitochondrial electron transport, cytochrome c to oxygen. Lineage: Eukaryota; Metazoa; Chordata; Mammalia; Primates; Hominidae. The record is from RefSeq and is a predicted model, not a curated record.
GGUACCUGCAAUCCCAGCUACUCGGGAGGCUGAGGCAGGAGAAUCACUUGAACUCGGGAGGCGGAGGUUGCAGUGAGCUGAGAUCACGCCUCUGCGCUCCAGCCUGGGCAACAAGAGCAAAACUCCGUCUCGGAAAAGAAAAAAACAAAAAAGAACUAGUGGGGUCGCGGGACACCGGGCAUAGAGGGCGGCGGUGGUGGGGCAGCUGCGGCAGAAUGUUGGCUACCAGGGUAGUUAGCCUAGUUGGCAAGCGAGCAAUUUCCACCUUGGUGUCUGUACGGGCACACGGAAAUGUGAAGAGCGAUGACUAUGCGCUCCCAGCUUAUGUGGAUCGACGUGACUAUCCCGUACCCUAUGUGGCCCAUGUCAAGCACCUGUCUGCCAGACAGAAGGCCUUGAAGAAGAAGGAGAAGGCCUCCUGGAGCAACCGCUCCAAGGAUGGGAAAGUCGAGUUGUAUCACAUUCAGUUCAAGGAGAGCUUUGCUGAGAUGAACAGGGCCGUGAACGAGUGGAAGACGGUUGUGGGUGCUGCCAUGUUCUUCCUUGGCUUCACGGCGUUCAUUAUCAACUGGGAGAAGCGCUGUGUGUACGGCCCCAUCCCGCACACCUUUGACAAAGAGUGGGUGCCCAUGCAGACCAAGAGGAUGCUGGACAAGGUGAACCCCUGCAGGGCUUCGCCAGCCAAGUGGGACUAUGACAAGAACGAGCGGAAGAAGUGAGAGAUGCUGUCCUGCUUUUGAGCCUUGCUCUGUCACCUCCAUACUAUAACUCCAUGCCUAUUUACUGGAAACCUGUUAUGCCAAACAGUACCACUGCUAAUAAAUGACCAGUUUACCUGAAAGAAAAAAAAAAAGAACUACUGAAGUGAAAGAAAAAUCUGGAGAAAGUACCAGAGAGAAGGUGUGGAGAAGGGAAAAAGGAGAAAUAAAGAAUAUGAAUAUGAAUCAAUGAAUAGUUAACAGAUAAGAAACACAGAAAGAGAUGCUUCAGCAUAUGGCAGUUUAAAGAGGUCUAAGAAGGAAAGAAGGGAAUGGGAGAGAGACAAUACUCAAAGAGAUGACUAAGAAUU